GCAUUAUAUUGUGCAUAAUUAUGAUUAUUAAACACAGGUCAAAGAUUUAAGUGUUACAACUUCAAAAAAAGUAUAUAACGACGACAAAAGGCUCCGCAAAAGAAAGCCCUUUGCAGGGCCACUUACCCGUCUUUUAGUGUUGCCCAUUGAUCAGAGACGUAGAAUUCAAAAUGAAAACCACACAUACAUCUCAUAAUGAUAACUCCCACUUUACCAAAUUAUUAUAGCCCGACUGUGACAUUGCCCAAUAACUCUACCCAGCUUUACAUGUAAUGCUUGUAUAAGAUUCAUCAUCUUCAGAUCGUGUUUGGCUUCAAAUCUUCCAUCAAUAAUACUUAGUGAUCGAGUAGUGAGCAUGACUUCUUCUGAGAGCUUUAGCUUCUUUUCCCCUGAAGAACACUCUUCUCCCAGGCUUAUUCUCCCCCCACCACCGCCAGGAAUAAAGUUGCCACCUUCCUUCAAGCAAACCCCUUCACCAGGAAACAAGCUGCAAACCCCAUACAAGAACAACAAGGUCAGUAAGAAACCAGCAGAUGAAUACCCUAUUAUACGUAUUAAAUCUUGCAACAGGACCAACCCGUUAGUUUGGUGUAUUGCAAUCUCUUGUUUGAUCUUCAGCUUACUGUUGAUCUUCUCCGGGGUGGCCACUUUGGUCAUUUUCCUUUCAGUCAAACCCAGAACCCCAGUUUUUGACACGCCUGCAGGGACCCUGAACUUUGUCUACAUAAACUCUCUUCAGUUUGUGAAUGGGGAGAUCUCGUUUCUUGCCAACUUUACUAACCCAAACAGGAGACUGAACGUCAGGUAUGAGAGUCUGGAAAUAGAGCUGUACUUUUAUGACAGUUUGAUAGCAACUCAGUUUAUUGAACCCUUUAGUGGGGGGAAAGGGGAAGUGAAAAUGGUGCAAGUUAAUCUGAUAUCAAGCUUGGUUUAUCUGCCACCAAACCAUGCCUUAGGGCUCCAAAAGCAGGUGAUGAACAACCGGGUUGUGUUCAACAUCAAGGCGGUUUUCAAGGUGAGGGCGAAUAUGGGUCCGGUUCACUAUUCUUAUUGGUUGCAUGGGAGAUGCCAAGUUGAGAUGACAGGCCCUCCUAAUGGGUUUCUUACUGCCCACAAAUGCAUAACAAAGAGGUGAAAAGGCCAGGCCAAUAGAGUCACUUAGCUUAAUUGAUGACAAUUGUCUUUGUAAAUUAGUUUUGGUGGAUGUAGUCACUUUUAGAUAUUUGGGUUGGUGUAAGUGUCUCUUUGGCUCUCUAUAUUCAUUACAUGCCAAGAUAGUAGAUGACUACUUAGAUACUUGAGAUCCAUAAUAAAUCACAAGCUUUAGGGCUUGCAAGAUUUCUUUUUGAUUAAUUUUCAGUUUUCCCUUCAAUUCCCCUGCAGUUAGUUUCAGUAUAAACUCACACCAAUCAUUCUUCUUGUACAAACUUUCUUAUACACACUCUAUACACAUCUCCAUGAGAAGGC
Molecule: messenger RNA, 1467 nt
Organism: Cuscuta epithymum
Lineage: Eukaryota; Viridiplantae; Streptophyta; Magnoliopsida; Solanales; Convolvulaceae
Source: the annotation of a GenBank genome assembly